Molecule: messenger RNA, 3226 nt
Organism: Zootermopsis nevadensis
Lineage: Eukaryota; Metazoa; Arthropoda; Insecta; Blattodea; Termopsidae
Product: UDP-glycosyltransferase UGT5
Molecular function (GO): UDP-glycosyltransferase activity
Source: RefSeq, a predicted model, not a curated record
ACAGUUCCGUUGAUACGUUACAGUGACGCAGGCGUGUAUCUUGCUGUACUUCAGAAAGGAAAACUACAUUACAAUUUAUUAUGAUCAUUCUUCAGUGUUUUACUCUGCACGGAAUGGUUUCAUGGAUGAGGCCUGUCGCAUACGUUUAUGGUGCAGUAAAUACAGGGGCCACGGAUGAAGGGAAAAUUCAAGUCAACUAACUAACUAACUCCAUGGUUGCAGAUCCAACACCGACAACACCAAAGCCCGCCACCGGCCACGAUCCUGAACCAACUCAAUCUAUUCACCAUCCUGACAGCCCACCUCCCUAAGAUCCAUCUUAAUGUUAUCCUCCCAUCUCCUUCUUCGUUUGCCCAGUGGUCGUUGUCCAGAAGGAAAUCCCACCAAAGUUCUGUAUGUACCCCUUGCCUCCAUGUGUGCUACAUGUCCAGCCCAUCGGAGUCUCAUAAAUUUCACUACCCUUACUAUGCUAGGUGACCUGUACAAUGCAUGCAACUUCUCGUUAAAAAAAUCCCCACUUAUUUUGUCCGUCCUUGGUCCAGAUAUCCUCCUGAGAACCCUGUUUUCAAACACUUGUGAUUUACGUUCUUCCUUCAAGUUUCCGCUGUGGAUCGUAAUUCUGGCACAGCUGCUAGUGGCUCCUUGGAGUCAUGGUGCCAGGAUCCUUGGCGUGUUCCCGUUUCCAGCGAGAAGUCACGUGUUCGUCCUGAGGGCUCUAAUGUUGGAACUUGCCGACAGAGGGCACGAAGUGACUGUUGUUAGUCCUUACCCAGAAAGCAAACCUGUCCCUAACUACACAGAGAUAUACGUGACAGCUAAUUUAUCAGCUGUCACUGGAGGGCAUGUGCCAAGUAAUUUGUUCGACAUGAAGUCCUUUGGACUCUUCCAGUUGACAUUCAUGAUGUGGUUUAUGGGUGAAGCGUUGUGCGACCACGUACUGCAAAAUGACAACAUCCAGAAACUGAUUCAUUCUAAAGAUCUUCAUUUCGAUCUUGUGAUCGUUGAAGCCUUUAUUAACGAAUGUGUCUUAGGAUUCGCUCAUAAAUUUAACGCUCCCAUUAUACAAGUCUGCACAUACGGAGGAGGAAAUUUCAUGGCUGACUGGGUCGGAAGUCCUAAUCCUUACUCUUACGUCCCCGAUGAGUUCCUUCAUUACAAGGGUAAGAUGAAUUUCUGGGAAAGAAUGCACAAUACAGUCGUUGGUACACUAAAACACGUGGGCAGGCACCUGAUCCACGUGCCGAAACAAAAUGCCGUGAUGCAGAAAUAUUUCAACUAUACAGACAAAUUUCCACCCGUGUGGGAGCUGGAAUACAGAACGUCCUUGGUCCUUGUCAACUCGCAUUUCAGUCUCAGUUACCCGAAGCCUCUCUCGCCAAACUACGUGCAGGUUGGCGGAAUGCACGUGAAACCUCCGAAGAAGCUUCCACAGGAAUUACAGAAAUAUCUUGACGAAGCUCCACAUGGAGUAAUCUACUUUAGUAUGGGCUCAAACCUGGAAAGCUCUCAAAUGCCCGAGUCUAAGAGAAAUGCUAUUUUGGAAGCGUUUUCAAAGCUGAAGCAGCACGUGUUAUGGAAAUGGGAGACAGACACGUUGCCAGGACAACCAAAAAACGUAAGGCUCGGGAAAUGGCUGCCUCAAUCCGACAUUCUGGCUCAUCCUAACGUCAGACUGUUCAUUACACAUGGCGGACUGCAGAGCACGCUGGAAGCCAUCAUCAGGGGCGUGCCUGUAGUUGGAAUCCCGGUCUUCGCCGAUCAGAGUCUGAAUAUAGAGAGGGCUGUGGAAGCAGGCUACGGACUUAGGAUUGACUUCAAUAAUAUUACAACAGAAUCCUUAACUUGGGCUCUCCGAGAAAUAAUUGAAACUCCAAAGUACCGCGAGAACGCACAGCGUUUGUCUCAAAUCUUCCGGGACCAACCACUCACACCGCUGGAGCAAGCCGUGUUCUGGACGGAGUACGUGAUCAGGCACAAGGGAGCGCCUCACAUGCGUUCAGCUGCACUCGACCUCGCCUGGUACCAGUACUUCCUGCUAGAUGUCAUCGCUGCUUUAGCAUUUGCUGUCGGUUUCGUUGUAGUGAUCGUACUGCAGAUAUCCAGGGUUUUGCUGAGAAUUUUGUUCGGAAGAAAAGCAAACGAAGCAAACAGCAUAUCGAGAAUAAAGAAACAAAACUAAUUGGAUGUCAGCAAAGUCCAUUCGCCACUUUCGGAAUAUAAACUUGAUAAGUUGUGGGUCACGUUUUGAUGGCAGAUUCAACACUUCUUGUUAUUAGGACACUGGAGACGCUCUCAUUCAAGUUUUUAUAUUGGAAUGUGUGCUCUGGUUAAGUGUUUGUGGUUUUAAAGUAAAUAAUGGAAAUAUUGUGGUUAUAUAGUCAGUGUUGCAGUUAGCUACUAUUGCUAUUGCAUCAUUGUCGUCACUAGUUUGUGGUAUUUCGUUAAGACAGAAAUGAUAUUGAAACAAUUACCAACAUAAAAUAUAUCUCAACGCCUGAGAAAUGUAGGUAAAACGUUUGAAUACUGUGAUGUGAUAUAAAAUAUAUACUGUAAUGACUCGAAAUCUGGAAGGCUGAUGAAAGUAAUCAAUUGCCGUCUAAUACAAAUUCCAAGGUGGAAAUUAUUGCGGCCAGUACUUUAUAGAUUAGUUGAAAUUAAUGAAAGUCUCUAACAUAAAACAACCCUUAGUAUAUGAGAUCGUGAGGAUCUCACGGCUGUUAAAAUGUUGUUUGUGGCCUUCUGAGGUACAGUUGUAAAGCGCUGUGUAGCAUUGUAAGAGGUUAGGUUAGGCGUUUUAGGGUUGAAGUCUCAAAAUGAAGCUGAUUAAUUUUUCCAAAACGCUGGUAAUCACGAAAAAAUAUACGACGUUGCAAGCCAGAGAUAACUACGGACAACUUAGAGAACGUAUUUCAGGUUAUUUUAGUUUGAAGUUAAAAAGUGGCUUUAAUGCGAAGUAGGAUUUGAGGUUCUCACGGCGGAGAGUCUGAAGAUGUCUGCCAUUGUGAUGAGCCCUUAUGAUGGACGCAGCAAGGACCUCUGAAACGUCCGUAAACUUCUACCAGACUACACGGCGCAACAACCCAGAAGACGGCAAUCUUAAAUUACGCGAAGUGUUUUUGUAAGUUCGAUGCAAUUUUGUGCCGACAGAGCACUGUUCUGUUUUUGAAAGAAAUGAACGCUGCAGCGAUGUACAGUUGCGAAAUAAACCUGGUCCUAAUGUGUUGUU